GGUCGGGCUUGAACACCGCAAUGACCUAAUCAAGCUAUACUGGCUGAGACUUAUGUCUCUUGAGGUUCUACCAUGCCAGGCAGGUUGUUUGGAUAGCGGUUAAACAAAAAGCAGCUACCUCAUCCAAUACCAUGAUCCAAACAAAUUCACAAAAUUUCAUGCCGGAUCGGCCGUGGCCCGGAUUAACAACGACCGCGCUUCCUGCUGCCGUGUCACAGGGCGGGAGUGAUAAGUAUGCUACUGAGGCACACAAAACAACGAAGAACGAACAAAAACAGGCCGCGUGUGACCGGCCACAAGCAGUUGUCCCCUGGGCUCUGCGGUCACGCAACCAACUUCCACGGUGUGGGCAGCCGGGAAGUAACAAUCGCCCUCACAAUCCAAAACGCACACAAAACCUCUCUAAUCCUCACUUAUCUUUGUCUUCAUCUUCAUCUCUAUUACCUUGCCUUCCCCCCAGUGAUGCAACUCCUCUACUUGAUGGCUCCUCACUCCCUCUUCACUCUGUGUCCACUAAAAACGACGAAAGCCAAAAAACCACCACGGAUAGUCUCCUAAAGCCACGCCACCAAUUUCAUAUAGGAGCAUUUAAUGUUAGGACACUUUGCCAAAUAGGACAACAAGCAUCACUAGCUAAGACCCUGGCAUCUCGAGCCACAAGGAGAGACACUGUUUGACUUGGAGACCCCCUUCAUCAAACCAACGCUGGACACAAAUAGACCACAUAGCAAUAAGCUAUCGUUGGCGUGGGUCGGUAGGAGAUUGUCGCUCCUUCUGGAACA
Trichobilharzia regenti is the source of this 782-nucleotide messenger RNA. The record is from the annotation of a GenBank genome assembly. Lineage: Eukaryota; Metazoa; Platyhelminthes; Trematoda; Strigeidida; Schistosomatidae.